Messenger RNA from Neltuma alba, 1309 nucleotides. RefSeq names its product protein HEAT INTOLERANT 4-like. Gene Ontology annotation, biological process: regulation of cellular response to heat. The record is from RefSeq and is a predicted model, not a curated record. The transcript is spliced from 14 exons. Bases 271 to 1296 code for a protein of 341 amino acids. NCBI's taxonomy places the organism in Eukaryota, Viridiplantae, Streptophyta, Magnoliopsida, Fabales, Fabaceae.
CAUUCAAUUUUCAUUACAAAACCCUCUAGAAAGCCAACCGCGCCUCUAGAAAUACACACUCUUCUCUCUUCAGGUUUGGACCAUCUGCGUUGAUCUCACGCCUAAAUUCUUAUUUCUUCCUCUCUUUCUCUCUCUUCCUACAUUUGAAUCCGGAUCCUGCGCUUUCGAGUCCCGCCACAAACCCUAUUCCUAUUUCUCUCUCUUCUCUCUCCAAUCCAUUUCUUCCUUCGCUCUAGAUUUUCUGUUUUCCGUCCUACAACUGUGCGGACAAUGAGGAAAGGAACUAAGAGGAAGAUGAGGCAGAAGGAAGAAUCUUCCCAACCAGAGGAAGCCAACAAGAAGCAAUCAACAAAGACAACUCGAGCUAAACGAGCUAGGACCUCCAAGCCAGAGACCGAACCAGAAUACUUCGAGGAUCAGCGCAACUUGGAAGACUUAUGGAAGGAAACAUUCCCUGUUGGAACAGAGUGGGACCAAUUGGAUUCUGUCUAUCAAUUCAAGUGGAAUUUCUCCAAUCUAGAAAAUGCAUUUGACGAGGGUGGAGCUCUGCAUGGUAAAAAGGUUUAUCUCUUUGGUUGCACUGAACCUCAACUGGUCCCAUAUAAAGGUGAAAACAAAGUCAUCUGCAUACCUGUUGUGGUGGCUGUUGUAUCACCUUUUCCACCAUCUGAUAAAAUUGGGAUUAAUUCGGUUCAAAGGGAGUCUGAAGAAAUUAUUCCUAUGAAACAAAUGAAAAUGGACUGGGUUCCAUAUAUCCCAUUAGAGGAUCGAGAAAGUCAAGUUGAUAGAGUAAAGUCCCAAAUAUAUAUCUUGAGAUGCACCCAAAGAAGGUCUGCUUUAAAGCAUCUGAAGUUGGACCGGCUGAAGAAAUAUGAGUACUGCUUACCUUAUUUCUACCAGCCUUUUAAGGAAGAUGAACUUGAACAGAGCACUGAGGUUCAGAUUAUUUUUCCUGGAGAGCCAAAGCCGGUGUUCUGUGAAUUUGAUUGGGAGUUAGAUGAGCUUGAGGAGUUCACAGAUAAGCUCAUAGAGGAGGAGGAAUUAUCAGAAGAUCAAAAGGAUGCCUUCAAAGAAUUUGUAAAGGAAAAAGUUCGAGAAGCAAAGAAAGCAAAUAGAGAGGCAAGGGAAGCUCGUAAGAAAGCCAUUGCGGAAAUGAGUGAAGAAACUAAAGCUGCAUUUGAAAGUAUGAGAUUUUACAAGUUCUACCCUGUUCAAACACCAGAUACACCCGAUGUUUCUAAUGUUAAGUCCCCAUUCAUAAACAGGUAUUACGGAAAGGCUCAUGAGGUUCUGUGAUUGACCCCAAGAC